GCCGAAUUUCACUGGUUUGGAAUGGGCGAUGCCAAUUAAUCAUUCAUGACUCAUUGUUUCUGCAUGUCACUAUCUAGUGCAAGCCUGCCUCGUUAAAAGAGCACAACGCACGAGUCUACUAAUCUAAAAUGAUUCUGUCUUUCUCAUCCCACUGCAGGUGUUGGUUAGAGAAGGUCGGGAGGAAGUUGUUGUUGUGGAGAAGCCGCCCGUCUAUCAUGAUAGCUACCACAGGCAGUGGUAGUGGUGAGAUAGACCCCCGACAACCAGAGUCGCCUCAUCCAAUAGCACACGGCAGUUUCGGAGAUGUGUGGAAAUGCACCUACACCGCAUCCGACCGUCGAAGCCUGGAGGUAGCAGUCAAAUCCAUCAGGAUCGAUGUCGUAAUGGACGAUUCCAGGGCCAGACUUACUGAAAGACUCUUGGCUGAUUUUCAUGCAAGGAACCAACUGCAUCACGAAAAUCUUUUGUCUCCGCUCGGUUUCAGUCACGAAUUUGGGCUACUUCCAGCGAUAGUUUACCCCUGGAUGCACAACGGCUCGCUCACCAUAUAUCUUGAACGCCAUUCCACAGAAUUGACCAAAGAACAAAAGCUCCGGAUCGUGAGUUGUUUCUCAGAAGCACUCGUACAUCAUGUGCACUCGAAGGGCAUUGUUCACGGUAAUCUUACUGCCAACAACAUUCUGAUAGAUUCGGAUCACAAUGCCCACGUGGCAUAUGAUGGAAUCUUGCCUUGGGCUGUGCCAAAGCUCUACGGGGAGCCCGAGGACGAAAAGUCAUUGACUCCACAACCAGCCAGCGAUAUUCAUUCCUUAGAAUGCAUCACACAUCAGGUCAUGAAUGCAUGAUAGGUCAACCACCCUAUACAGAUGUGCGAAGCGAUCAUCAAGACACUGUCCUGGAGAAGCCUAUAAGACCAUCGAGUGUGCACGACGACGCAGACUCUUUCUGGGAUUUCAUCGAGAAAUGCUAGAGUGAUGCAGGACGUCGCCCCUCUGCCGUUGAUGUUAUGAGCUUUCUAGGAUCGGAUCAUGUCACUGCGCUAGUUAAAUAAUCAGAGAACUGAUCGACUGUAUUUUAUUUACGUAUACAAGGACUCCUGGCUCUGCGACAACAUAUUGUGUUCAUAGUAGCAACUUGGGAAUAUAAUACUAGCAUCGUCUCUGCAAAUAGACCACGUGUCUCAGUACUCCACAUUGAUAUCAGCUGCGUUGGCGCCAGAUUGUG
Messenger RNA from Suillus subalutaceus, 1224 nucleotides. RefSeq names its product kinase-like domain-containing protein. Gene Ontology annotation, cellular component: plasma membrane. Lineage: Eukaryota; Fungi; Basidiomycota; Agaricomycetes; Boletales; Suillaceae. Gene Ontology annotation, biological process: protein phosphorylation. The record is from RefSeq and is a predicted model, not a curated record. Gene Ontology annotation, molecular function: ATP binding; protein kinase activity. The coding region runs from base 129 to 845 and encodes 238 amino acids. The transcript is spliced from 7 exons.